Xiphias gladius (swordfish) is the source of this 3500-nucleotide messenger RNA. It is a transcript of the gene enc3, whose product is annotated as ectodermal-neural cortex 3. The coding region runs from base 237 to 2006 and encodes 589 amino acids. Gene Ontology annotation, molecular function: protein binding. Lineage: Eukaryota; Metazoa; Chordata; Actinopteri; Istiophoriformes; Xiphiidae. The record is from RefSeq and is a predicted model, not a curated record. The transcript has 4 exons.
CACAUUGUUUUCUUUUCUUUUCUUUCCCCCCCUUUUCCGCCGUCGAACUCAAAGCUCGCGACGCGCGCCGAUGGCUCGACCGUUUCCCGGCACUUCAGGACGCGGUGCAGUUUCAAACUCGGGAAGCGGAUUCGUCUGAACUGAGCCGGGGCUCCGUACAGGUCGACGACGGAACAAGUUGUAAGCGAGAUAAAGGAAUCCGGAUCAGCCUCGCUCCCGCGGAGGUCCACGUCAAGAUGUCUGUCAGUAACCACGAAAACAGAAAGUCGCGCUCGAGUUCCGGCUCCAUGAAUAUCCAACUCUUCCACAAGACGUCCCAUGCCGACAGCCUGUUGACUCAACUCAACCUGCUGCGCAAACGGAAAGUCUUCACAGAUGUUGUCCUGAAGGCCGGAAACCGCUCCUUCCCCUGUCACCGGGCCGUCCUGGCGUCCUGUAGCCGUUACUUUGAGGCCAUGUUCAGCGGUGGGCUCAGGGAGAGUCGCGACGCCGAAGUCAACUUCCACGACUCUCUCCAUCCGGAGGUGCUGGAGCUCUUGCUUGACUACGCGUACUCGGCCCGCGUCAUAAUCAACGAGGAAAACGCAGAGUCACUCCUAGAAGCCGGAGACAUGCUUCAGUUCCACGACAUCAGGGACGCAGCAGCGGAGUUUCUAGAAAAGAACCUCCACCAGUCAAACUGUCUGGGGAUGAUGCUGCUGUCAGACGCCCAUCAGUGUCAGAGACUGUAUGAGCUGUCGUGGAGGAUGUGCCUGGCCAACUUUGCUACUCUAUUCAGGACAGAGGACUUCCUCAGUCUGCCCAGAGACAAAGUCCAGGAGCUAAUUCUCAGCGAGGAACUGGAGGUGGAGGAUGAGAGCCUUGUGUACGAGGCCGUUAUUGACUGGGUUAAGGCAGACAUGGAGCGGAGGGACAGCGAGCUGCCCGAGCUGCUGCGCUGUGUCCGCCUGGCGCUGCUCCCUGAAACGUACCUGCUGAAGAACGUGGCUUCAGAGGAGCUGGUGAUGUGUCACAAGGUGGGCCGGGAGAUUGUUGAAGAUGCCGUGCGGUGUAAGAUGAGGAUCCUCCAGAACGACGGUAUUGUAACAGGGUUCUGUGCCCGGCCAAGAAAGGUCAGCCAGGCGCUGCUGCUGCUGGGAGGACAGACCUUCAUGUGUGAUAAAGUCUACAUGAUCGACAACAAGACCAAGGAGAUCACCCCCAAAACGGACAUCCCCAGCCCCAGGAAAGAAUGCAGUGCCUGUGCUAUUGGUUGCAAGGUGUACGUUACCGGAGGGCGAGGCUCUGAGAACGGAGCCUCCAAAGAUGUCUGGGUCUAUGACACAUUACAUGACGAGUGGUCCAAAGCAGCCCCAAUGUUGGUAGCCAGAUUCGGACAUGGUUCUGCGGAGCUCGACCACAUGCUGUAUGUUGUGGGAGGACACACUUCUCUUGCAGGAUCCUUCCCCGCCUCUCCAUCUGUGUCUCUCAAACAGGUGGAACAGUACGACCCUCAGACCAAUAAAUGGACCCUGGUGGCUCCUCUCAGAGAAGGGGUGAGCAACGCUGCCGUCGUUGGUGCCAAAAACAAACUUUUUGCCUUCGGGGGGACCAGUGUCAACAGAGACAAGUAUCCCAAGGUGCAGUGCUUUGACCCUUGCCAGAACCGGUGGUCUGUACCGGCCGCCUGUCCGCAGCUGUGGCGAUACACAGCCGCAGCUGUAGUUGGCAACCAUGUUGUAGUGAUCGGCGGCGACACUGAAUUCUCCGCCAGCUCUGCUUACCGGUUCAACAGUGAGACGUACCAGUGGUCAAAGUUUGGUGACGUGACAGCCAAACGGAUCAGCUGCCACGCCGUGGCGUCAGGAAACAGACUAUAUGUGGUUGGGGGAUACUUUGGGGCUCAGAGGUGUAAGACACUAGACUGUUAUGAUCCAUCGUCAGACUCUUGGGACAGCGUGACCAGUGUGCCCUACUCACUCAUUCCCACUGCCUUCGUCAGCACAUGGAAGUACCUCUCGGCAUAGAGGGACGCGCUGUCUGAGGUUUCUACGAUCGGCUGUGGUGCCUGGUAUGCAGUCUCGCGUCGCUGGCUGCAGAGAGGAGGAGGAGGUGGAGGAAGAGGAAGGUUUUGUGUAUUCCUGCCGUGGCUCCAUCCAGCCUGAUUCACAUUAUCUUCAUCUGCAGAGGAGCGAAGGCCUGAGCCCUGGAAACGGCCAAGAGACUGGAAGUCUGCAGCUUCUUUCCACCUGAUCUGUUUACUCGCCGUUCUUGUGUAACUUUCCCAUGUAGCCACAAGCCUGAGCUGGACUCGUUGCCAUGUAUACUGCAGGGACUUCACAGACCGAUAGCACAGAUGUGUGCUCUGGGCAUCUGCCUCAGAUUUCCAGACUCCUGGGUCAAAUAAGCUACUGUGACUGUAUCAGCCCUGCACUGCUCAACUAACUCACUCCAUCAUCAAACUCCAUCAUCUCACCGGUAGAUUACCAGUUUAACAGACUCUGAAAGGACUCAUUAGUGUCUCUCACUGACGUGUUGUUUCACAGUGAACUAAAGAGGAAAGUCAGCUGUCCUUUGUUGUGGUUCUUCUCCCCUCCUGGCACUGGGCAUUUACUCAGGUGUAAUUUAUUUGGACUGCUGAUAGACUGAAUUAGACCUUCGCUCUGCCAGGCAUAUGGGGAACUAGAGAAGACAUUUGGGGAAGUGUAUGAUUUUGUGCACAGAAACAAUCUUCCUGUCUGUAUUUUUAGAUGUUGGACUUGGGCUUCCCUCAAUUUUGGUGAGCUAAAUUUGUAUCUUCCUCCUCAUAUACAAGCUCGCAAGACAGAAUGUGUCCCAUUACGGCUGAAGAAGAUACUUUUCUGUUUCAAGUUGUUAUUUCAAACUAUGAUUUUGUCAUUUUUUUUUGUUUUGUGUCUCAGGGUUAUGUAUGGUUUUGCCUGUAUGUGUGCAAGGAAGAGUAACCUUUUUGUUUUAUGUCUUUUCUGUUCUGAAUACUUUUCUUGUGAAUGUACUAGUUUUGUGAUAAACAAUUUUACAGAACUCUCUCAUUUUAGAAUACAUUCUUACAUUGUGAAAAUAUAUGAUCACUCUUAAUAGCAGUGGUCAUACUUAAAACAUAAAUAUUGCCAAAACCUGAAUAGCUAACCUUAGUGUUAUUUUGGAUUUAAAUAACGAAAGCUAGGUGUUUCCACAGUAGGUAACUCUGUAGCUAUAAUAUUUGAGUAUCUUUAAUGGAAGUCUUUUGUGUGUCUACUUUGUAUAUUUUCUUUGUAUUUAAUUCGUAGAAGCUUUUGAUUUGCACAGUUUGUACAAAGAAAUCUCUUAAUGGUCUUAAUUUUUGUAUUUGGUCUUAAGCCAGCUUGGUUAGUGUGAAUAAUCAAAUCCUUUUUGUAGCACAUAAUUGAGUCAUGUCUCUCUCAACAAUCUAUAUUUCUGUGCAGUUUUCCAAUAUAUCAAAUAUACUGGUAUAUUAAGCUAUUACUGAUACACCAUCUAUUACUUCAUGUUCUACAGCUCCU